This is a messenger RNA of Knipowitschia caucasica, 1185 nucleotides long. The record is from the annotation of a GenBank genome assembly. NCBI's taxonomy places the organism in Eukaryota, Metazoa, Chordata, Actinopteri, Gobiiformes, Gobiidae.
AUGGCGAUCUCAGUCUCCUCGUUUAACCCUGAGGACAGAGGCAGUCAUGUCGGGUCCCUGUCUGUGGCCCCUGAACACUGGGUCUGCAGAGUCUCGGGGCCCGCGCUCCGGCCCCUGGGCUCCGGCCCCUGGGCUCCUGCAGCAGUUCCUUCCUCAGCCUCAAAAACAACAGAAAAACAUAAAGAGAAAACACUGCUCACUGUUCAGCUGUCAGCACCCAUCAAACUCAGCCUCACCCACUCACCCAUCAAACUCAGCCUCACCCACACUCACCCAUCAAACUCAGCCUCACCCACACUCACCCAUCAAACUCAGCCUCACCCACUCACCCAUCAAACUCAGCCUCACCCACACUCACCCAUCAAACUCAGCCUCACCCAUCAAACUCAGCCUCUCCCACACUCACCCAUCAAACUCAGCCUCACCCAUCAAACUCAGCCUCUCCCACACUCACCCAUCAAACUCAGCCUCACCCACUACCCUCACCCUCACCCAACCACCACCCUCAGCCUAACCCACUCUCAUCCACCCUCACCUGCCACCCUCAGCCUCAGCCAUCCUCACUCUCACCCACCCUCAGCCUCAGCCUCCCCCAUCUCACCCACCACCCUCAGCCUCACCCAGUCCCACACUGGAACUGUUAGAGUCAGCACAGGAUUUAAUCUGCAUCAAGACCUACAGAGCUGGGAACAGGAGGGACCAGGAGGGACCAGCCUGGGAACAGGAGGGACCUGGGAACAGGAGGGACCGGCCUGGGAACAGGAGGGACCGGCCUGGGAACAGGAGGGACCUGGGAACAGGAGGGACCGGCCUGGGAACAGGAGGGACCGGCCUGGGAACAGGAGGGACCUGGGAACAGGAGGGACCGGCCUGGGAACAGGAGGGACCGGCCUGGGAACAGGAGGGACCGGCCUGGGAACAGGAGGGACCGGCCUGGGAACAGGAGGGACCUGGGAACAGGAGGGACCUGGGAACAGGAGGGACCGGCCUGGGAACAGGAGGGACCGGCCUGGGAACAGGAGGGACCGGCCUGGGAACAGGAGGGACCUGGGAACAGGAGGGACCUGGGAACAGGAGGGACCUGGGAACAGGAGGGACCGGCCUGGGAACAGGAGGGACCGGCCUGGGAACAGGAGGGACCGGCCUGGGAACCUCCAGCAGAAGAAUCAGAAGUCUUCAUGUUGA